Owenia fusiformis is the source of this 1053-nucleotide messenger RNA. NCBI's taxonomy places the organism in Eukaryota, Metazoa, Annelida, Polychaeta, Sabellida, Oweniidae. The record is from the annotation of a GenBank genome assembly.
AACAAAUCUUUGACACUGCCAAUAUUAAAAGAGAUUAAUUUGAGUUCUUAUUAUGAACAACAUGAAACUAGCGAAGAAACACAAUAUGAAGGAAACAUGUACAUUUAUUGCGAUUUCACAUUGUGUAGCAUUUAUUAUGUUUUUGUAAUCAUAGACCAUUUAAUAUUUUCUAUAUAAAUGCCAAUGUUCUCUCUUACUUUCACACUUACAAAGCAUUGCAUCACAAGCAGCACUGAACGAAAAGUAUGUUGUCCACAAAGAUUUGCAUUCUUGUGAUCGGCGUUUUGGCACACGUGGCCUUGGUGAAGCCGUGUACCCUCACAGAGUUUAUAAUAUGUAUGGCGAACUGUUGCGGACCUCCUCCUCCUCCUCAGGUUUGCAGACUUUCGACUUUCGACGAAUUCCGUGAUUGCUGUUGUCCUCAAGGCAUUGCUGGCAAACGGUCUUUAGACGAAGAUCUGGCCACAUCCUCUAGGAAUAUGAGAUCGUCUCAUGGUCAUAGAAUUGGACAACCAAAGGGAAAAGCCAGGCCUAUUCCUGAGGAAGAACAACGGCAAAUCGAUAAUUUGGAGAGAUUCGUGAAUAAGCCUAUGAACCCAGAAAAGGAUUCAUACAUGUUUAUUGCUAAAGAUUUCCUUUUUGAAAAACUUACGCAGAACUCAAUUUACACAUAUAGCAUCUGUGACGAUCAAGACGACGGGCUUAUUUUUCGUUGACGCAUUCCACUUUCGAUGUCCCUCUUCAAUUUUGGAAACAAGACAAACGAAACGAUACGCACGUACUUCAGCUUUACCAUUCAUGACGUCACAUCGUCCCUUAUUGGGUUAUUCUACAAUUGAUUUUGCUGCUAUAUCACCGGAUUACUCCCCCUCCCCCGUUGUGUGUCACCAUGUUGAAAUACAGUCAAUACACAAAGCAAGUGGACCCAUAUUGGCAUUGUAAAGAACUGUGGAUCCAUCGUUUCCAUUUUAAAUGCUUUGAGAGAUCUUCCUUUGAGAACAUUCAGACACCAUCUUCGUACGCUCGGUCUUCACUGCGUUCAUCGAGUGAACG